This is a messenger RNA of Elaeis guineensis (African oil palm), 1382 nucleotides long. RefSeq lists its product as uncharacterized. Gene Ontology annotation, biological process: regulation of DNA-templated transcription. NCBI's taxonomy places the organism in Eukaryota, Viridiplantae, Streptophyta, Magnoliopsida, Arecales, Arecaceae. The record is from RefSeq and is a predicted model, not a curated record. Gene Ontology annotation, molecular function: double-stranded DNA binding.
AAAAUGAUGAGCGUGAGGAGGGAUAAGGCCUCUUUCGUUCAAUCAUCUCGUCAGCAGAUGGGAGAACCAUAAGUUUCGGCCAUGGGUUCAGGCAGUAGCUUUGGUUGAACUGGAGAUUCGUCACAAGAAGGAACCAUGGAAAGGAGCAGCGACCAGAAGAUUAGUAUAAGAUCAUUCUUUAGAGAGAAAGGGUUUGAUGAUGAAAGCAUACAAUUAAUGUUCAGAAGAUGCAAGUGGCUUGAAGUUGCUGAUGGCGAGAGAGCCUGUGAGAACUGGAAUUACUUGAAAAGUAUUGGGAUUCAAGAGAGGAAGCUUCCUUGUGUUGUUUCCAAGUGUCCCAAGAUCCUUGCUCUAGGCUUGAAUGAGAAGCUUGUGCCUAUGGUCCAAUGCCUUGCAACCUUGGGAACAAAACCUGGCGAUGUCGCUUUGGCCAUAACCAAGUUUCCUCACAUACUCUCUCACAGUGUGGAAGAGAAGCUUUGCCCGCUAUUAGCCUUCUUCCAGGCAUUGGGGGUCUCUGAAAAGCAACUUCGGAGGUUGCUCUUGCUCAACCCAAGGCUCAUCAGUUACAGCAUUGAGACCAAAUUUUCUCAGAUUGUAGAUUUCUUUGCAAGCUUAGGACUUAAUAAGGAAGUGCUGAUCGGAAAAAUUUUGGUAAAGAAUCCAUUCAUCAUGGGUUACAGUGUUGAGAAACGGCUCCAGCCUACAGCAGAGUUUCUUAAGUCAAUAGGGUUAAAUGAGUUUGAGCUUCAAAGGGUGGUUCUGAAUUUCCCCGAGGUAUUGUGUAGGGAUGUGAAUAAGGUGUUGAGACCCAAUUUAGUUUUCUUAAAGAGAUGUGGGUUUUACGAUGAACAAAUUGCAGUAUUGGUGGCUGGAUAUCCUCCUGUUUUAAUCAAGAGUGUCAAAAAUUCCUUGGAACCCAGAAUCAAGUUCUUGGUGGAAGAGAUGGGGAGGGAAAUCAGUGAGAUAACAGAUUGCCCUGAAUUCUUUCGGCAUGGUCUAAAGAAGAGUCUGGUGUUUCGACAGAAGGUGCUGAAGAAGAAGAACAUAUGUUGUAGCUUAAGUGAGAUGCUCAACUGCAGUCAGAAGAAGUUUAUUGCCAAGUUCGCUUAACUGUAGGCUCCUUGUGAUUCUUUUCUUUUUCCUUUUCUCUUUGUUCUUUAGCAUUUUUAGUGUAACAGCUUGAGCAUAUCUGUCUUGUAUUUACCAUGCAUGAAUUGGGUGAUGCAAUAGCUGCAGGUGUUGGUCGUAGAUAGUGUCCUGCUCCCAUUUUACCCCUUUUGAUUAUGUAUUCAAGGAUGUGGGAGUUAAGGGCUUUACCGCAUUACCCAUAAUUGAAGUGUACAACAGCUCUGAUAAUUCGAGACAUUUGAUGAUGUCCA